AUGAUAGCAGGCCUAUCGACAACCAUCCAAGCCAAAGAAAGCCGAACCUUCGCCGUAAACCACUUCUACGGCAACGGUGCCCUAGUAACAGGCCGUAUGGACCCAAUCACCAACCCAGGCGUCGCAGCGUCUCACGUCCACACAAUCCAAGGUGGAAGCAACUUCAACCUAACAAUGACGGACGGUGCUCUCCCAUCCUCAAACUGCACCUCGUCCCUCGUAGACGCCGACAAAAGCAACUACUGGACACCGUCCCUCUACUUCCAAGCCAGUAACGGAAGUUUCCUCUCCGUCCCAAUGUUCUACAUGAACGUCUACUACUUCUUCGAAGCAACAGAUGACGAAAUAAAACCCUUCCCAGUCGGUCUACGCAUGCUCAGCGGCGACAAAAGUCUACGCACACCCCCAGCAGGCGGUGCAUCCAACGUCCUCGACACAAACGCAGGAGUGAUCCAACCCGUUCAAUGGACUUGUCCGCGCACAUCCUACAACCCACCCUCCUACCCAGCAUCCUCGGAUGGACUCCACGGCGUCGGAAUCCAAGACCCGAAUAACGCAGGCGCGGGCGCUGGAUUCCCGCAUGUUAAUUGUGAUGGGUAUGCGUCGCCUCUGCGUGCCGAUAUCCAUUUCCCGUCUUGUUAUAAUCCCGCUGCUGGGCUGGGUGAUUAUAAGAAUAAUAUGGCUUGGCCUAGUAGUAAGGGGACUACGGGGGGCAAGACGAAUUGUCCGGACGGGUGGGUUCAUGUUCCUCAUAUCUUUUACGAGGUUUAUUGGAAUACGCCGCUUUUCGAGGAGUUGUGGACGCCGGGGAUGGGAGAGCAACCUUUUAUCUUGAGCAAUGGGGAUCGGACUGGGUAUUCGCUUCAUGGGGAUUUCAUUUCCGGUUGGGAUGAGGCUGUUCUGCAGAGGAUCAUUGAUAACUGCGAUGCUGGUGACCUGGGUAUGGAUAAGUGUGCUGAUGCUGGAUUUAUCAAUGAUGCGUCGACCAGUUGCAAUAUCGCCAAUCAGAUUAUCGAACCCAUCUUUGGUGUUCUGGAUAAGUUGCCUGGUGAUAAUCCCCCGACUGGGUGGGGGCAGGGCGCAGAGGAUGUGCCUUCGUCUAGUGGAGAGAGUGUCUCGGUCACCACUACUGCCCAGUCCAAUGUCAAAACUGCUGCACCUUCAGACACGACCGGAACAGACAGCUCCAUCUCCGGCUGGUCAUACCUUGGCUGUUACUCGGAUAAUGUAUCUGCUCGCGCCCUGACAGGAAUCCAAUUCGCAAACCUCGGUGUCGGCAAAGUCACUUCAACAGCCUGCACAGAUUACUGCGCCAAAGCAGGCUUCAGUUUGGCAGGAACUGAGUAUGCGGGUGAAUGUUUCUGUGGCGACAAACUGGAGGGAAGUGUCAAGAUUGGGGCGGAGAAGUGUGAUAUGAAGUGCAAUGGCGAUGACUCGCAGAUUUGUGGUGGUAAUGCUGCACUGAGUGUGUAUGAAAGCACCGAGAAGACUUCUACCCGGAAGCUGAAGAGACAUUUGCGGAGUCACCUGCGUGGAAUUCACGCCUGA
Molecule: messenger RNA, 1548 nt
Organism: Penicillium canescens
Lineage: Eukaryota; Fungi; Ascomycota; Eurotiomycetes; Eurotiales; Aspergillaceae
Product: DUF1996 and WSC domain-containing protein
Exons: 2
Coding region: 1-1548 (515 amino acids)
Source: RefSeq, a predicted model, not a curated record